AUGGCAGGUCCCCUGGAGCAGUCUCUGGCUGUGAUGGUCUACAAGUACUUGGCAAAGCAAGGUGACCAAUGCAAACUCAGCAAGGCUGAGCUCAAGGAGCUGCUGACCAAGGAGCUUCCGAGCUUCGAGAGCCUAAGUGCCGCAAAACAAAUGGACGACGCUGAAUUCCAGAAGAUCAUGAACGACCUGGAUGUCAACAAGGACAACGAGGUGGAUUUCCAGGAGUUCGCCUGCUUCUUAGCCUGCGUGGCCAUGGGCUUCAAUGACUUCUUCAAGGAUCAUCGCCAGAAGCAGCUGCAUAAGAAGUGA
Molecule: messenger RNA, 309 nt
Organism: Caretta caretta (loggerhead turtle)
Lineage: Eukaryota; Metazoa; Chordata; Testudines; Cheloniidae
Source: RefSeq, a predicted model, not a curated record